CUCGAACAACAUCUAAAAAGAAAUAAGUACACAACGCCAUAACCGCCCGCCAAAAUGAAGAUUCUCAGCCUGAACUUUUUGACUUGCGCGGUCAAGGCCUGCAAGUCUUCGGCGGCCUCGUUCCCCCUCCACCCCAAGGACGCGGAGCUGGUGCAGGACGAUGUCGAGGUCAAUCCCCAGCUCCUGCUCAAUGUCCUGCCCCGCUUAGAUUGGACCGCGCUGCGAACGAACGCGACCGAGCUGGGCUUCCCUGAACUGCCUUCCGAGGCCCCCUCGGCGGAACAGCUCGAGGGCGACGACAAGAUGCUCAAGGAUCUGCACCACCUGCUCAUGGAGACGCAGAUCAUGGAGGGCAAGCUCGUCUGCGGCAACUGCGGGCAUGAGUACGCCAUCCGCGAGGGCAUCGCCAACUUUCUGCUGCCGAGUCAUCUGGUUUAGGCCUCCGUGUACGUUGGGAGGCGACGGCGGAUAGUGACGGCGGUCUUUGCAGGCACCGAUGCUGGAAACACUCGAGACCACCAGGUC
Colletotrichum destructivum is the source of this 525-nucleotide messenger RNA. RefSeq lists its product as uncharacterized. Gene Ontology annotation, molecular function: protein heterodimerization activity. The transcript is spliced from 2 exons. The record is from RefSeq and is a predicted model, not a curated record. NCBI's taxonomy places the organism in Eukaryota, Fungi, Ascomycota, Sordariomycetes, Glomerellales, Glomerellaceae. Gene Ontology annotation, biological process: rRNA (guanine-N7)-methylation; peptidyl-glutamine methylation; tRNA methylation. Bases 55 to 438 code for a protein of 127 amino acids.